GGCACCGCCCCAGCCCCGCCGCCCUCACGGGAUCCGCGGCCGUGCAGCUACGAGCGCUCCCCGGAGACAUGGACCACUCAGCGGAUGCAUCCGGGCUCCUGGAAGCCUCUGAUGUUGGGUCUCAGAAAGACAGAGUGGUGACAGAGGAGGAAUGGCUAGAAAAAUGGGAAAUGGGUAACAUCGGGUUUCACAAGGAAGAAGGGCAUCCGCUCCUCCAAAAGUAUCUGGCUGUUCUUUUAAAUGGCAGGAAUGGACUGAGGAUAUUUUUCCCACUUUGUGGUAAAGCAGUAGAGAUGAAAUGGCUGGCGGACAUGGGGCACAGCGUUGUUGGUGUGGAAAUCAGUGAGCAAGCAGUGAAGGAAUUUUUUUCAGAACACGGUCUGCCUUAUUGUGAGGAGCCAGUCCCUGAGAUUUCAGGAGCAAAAAUGUUCCAGAGUACCUCUGGCAACAUUUCCCUCUACUGCUGCAGUAUUUAUGAUUUGUCCAGCUCGAUAGUUGGCAAGUUUGAUGGGGUUUGGGACAGAGGAGCUCUUGUAGCCGUGAAUCCAUGUGACAGACAACGCUAUGCCAGUUUGAUGAUCAGCCUAGUGGAGAAAAAUUCUUCUUAUCUCCUUGUUACAGUUUCAUAUGAUCCAAACAAACACAAAGGCCCACCAUUUUAUGUUCCUGAAUCCGAAAUUAAAAGUUUGUUUGGCAACUGCUGUGAAAUUAGGUGUCUUGAAAAAGUUGAUGACUUCUCGGAGAGGCACAAACAAUGGGGACUAGAUUAUUUUCUGGAGGUGCUAUAUCUACUAAAGUUUGUGGCUUGAUUAAAAUUUGUUAAAAUAA
Messenger RNA from Agelaius phoeniceus (red-winged blackbird), 828 nucleotides. It is a transcript of the gene TPMT, whose product is annotated as thiopurine S-methyltransferase. Gene Ontology annotation, molecular function: thiopurine S-methyltransferase activity. Lineage: Eukaryota; Metazoa; Chordata; Aves; Passeriformes; Icteridae. The record is from RefSeq and is a predicted model, not a curated record.